UUUAUCAGGUCCAUUUCAAGCUCACUUCGGUUUGAUUGCCAUUCGGCAUGGUAUCCCUCCGCCAGACUGCUGCUAAGCCUAACUGGCUGUAGAGACCUGAGCCUUUGCCAAUGCUAUGAUGGUUCUCCGUUGGUUUCAAAUUUUUCUAGAAAAUGAGAUUGCUUAGGCCUUUAACUAAUUACUAUAAAUUUUCUCGAUGACAUAAAGAAACCUUGACUUGCACUAAAAGUUUCAGAAUGAUAAUUUUUAGGUUUGAUAUAUGUCACUUGGAAAAGAAAGUCCUCAGCUAGUUAAAGUUGGUGACUUGCACUCCAUCUGCUCCACUCCUACGAGUCUUUCGCAUUCCUCCAAAGUUCACCCCCAAACAAUGGAAAACAAACAAAUGGGGAAGGCAGAUGAAGGUUUGCCUCAAACGGGUGGUGUAGCCCGUGAUCCAGCUCAAAUUGUCGCAAAAGCAUUGUUAUGUUUCAAUGAUAAAUAUAUUUACAGCAGCUGUGAAGAAUCGUGCAGAUUGACUGCAAGUGGAAACCUAGGUGUUCCUCCCGGCUACAUUGAUGAAUAUUGCAGUGGACCUUGCCUGUCAGAGACACACCUAGUGCUCAACUGUAUAGAGAACAUCAUGACAAACUUCCUGUUCUACAACAGGGCCACGAUUCAGGAUAUUAGAGACACAAUCCAGGCAGGAUGUGGCUAUGGUCCUGAAAGAGGUGAUUUCAAUGUGGAAGAGCACAUUGAAGCUGAGGGAAGCAGUGCAACCAAGGCAGCCACUCAGAUUUUGAUUGGCAUAGGGUCGAUGAUUAUUGCCUGCACUCUAUUACUUUGAGUUGCUCUGUUUCAGAAUGAGGCAAUAGGACAUGACUGUAAUUUGCUGAGCAUCAUAUUAGAUUUAUUCAACUUGUUUGAUUGUAAGAUAUAUAUAUCUGUAAAACUUUGUUUACUGUUUUCACUCUGAAAGUACUAUGAUUCUGUA
Messenger RNA from Theobroma cacao (cacao), 970 nucleotides. Its product is annotated as Glycine-rich protein family. The record is from RefSeq and is a predicted model, not a curated record. NCBI's taxonomy places the organism in Eukaryota, Viridiplantae, Streptophyta, Magnoliopsida, Malvales, Malvaceae.